AUGCCGUUUGUGAACCCGUUUGCGAAGGAGCAAAAGUCCUUCCCUGGAGUCCUAAUACCACUGUCCGGUGGCUCGCCAACAAGUAAAAUUCCAGCGAAAAAGAAAUCCGUAGGUGGCACCUUUGACGAAGAGGGUGCCGCCAGCCCCCCACCGGAAUAUGAGACCGAAUUAACCCUCGAGGCUCUGAGAGCUGAGGUUGAGGCUGCUGUUGUCUCCACCGGCCAGGACACUGCAUACGAUAUUCAAGAUAUUGGAAUGGGCCGCUAUCAAUGGCAAUUAUUUGUCCUGUGCGGAUUUGGCUGGUUUGCAGACAACGAAUCUCAUGUUCGAUUCACCACUUGUGCUCUGUUCAUUGGCCUUUGCCUUGGAUCCAUCAUCUGGGGAACCGCUUCCGACAUCAUUGGACGUCGCCUUGCUUUCAAUAUGACUCUCUUCCUAUGCGGCGUUUUUGGAAUUGCAGUUGGCGGUAGCCCAACUUGGAUCGGUGUCUGCGCUAUGUUUGCAUGUCUCGGUUUGGGUGUAGGUGGAAAUCUACCUGUUGAUGGUGCUCUGUUCCUUGAAUUUCUCCCCUUCGCGUCUGGAAACCUCCUGACUAUGCUCAGUGUAUGGUGGCCUGUUGGCCAAUUGGUUGCCAGUCUUAUCGCAUGGGGCCUUGUACCAAAGUAUACUUGUGCUGAAGGUCUACCUUCCUGCCACCUUGCGCCUGCUCCAUGCUGUGCAAAGGAAGACAAUAUGGGAUGGCGAUACUUGACUUAUAUCCUUGGCGUCCUUACGUUCCUUAUGUUCUUGUCUCGUUUCUUCCUAUUCCACCUCUUUGAAUCCCCCAAAUUCCUUCUCUCUCGUGGACGUCAGGAAGACACUGUUGCCGCCGUACACGGAAUUGCGUAUAAAAACGGAGCAAAAACUUGGCUUACCGUGGAUAUCCUCAAUGAAGUUGGAGGACAUCCAGAUGAAGUACAAAGCCAGAAGCUAAGCACUGCCGAGAUCAUCAAGAGACAGCUGAACAAAUUCUCUGGAGAACGUAUCUCCCCGCUCUUCGCAACCAAGAGCCUUGGGUUUACUACUGUCCUUCUGUGGUUUUGCUGGGCAACUAUUGGAAUGGGCUACCCUCUUUUCAAUGCUUUCUUGCCACAAUAUCUUUCUCAGGGUGGUGGUGACAAAUAUCCACCCCCAACUACUUAUACCGUAUACCGUGACUAUGCCAUUACUUCCAUUGUUGGUGUUCCUGGCUCCCUGAUUGCCUGCUACACCGUCGACAUCCCUUAUAUUGGACGUAAGGGUACUAUGGCCAUUUCUACCAUGAUCACAGGAGUUAUCCUUUUCUGCUUCACGAUAUCUCCUGACCCCAAAGUUCGUCUGGCAUGCACCUGUCUCGAGGCCUUCUUCCAAAAUAUCAUGUACGGCGUUUUAUACGCCUACACCCCUGAGGUUUUCCCAGCACCCAAUCGUGGUACCGGAACUGGUAUCGCCAGUUGCCUUAACCGUAUCUGCGGGCUACUGGCACCGAUUGUUGCCAUCUACGGUGGUGAUGCAAACCCUAAGGCGCCUGUGUAUGCAUCUGGCGGCCUCAUGUUGGCUGCAUUUGUUGCUAUGGUACUCCUUCCGAUUGAGACUAGAGGCAAAGCAUCUCUCUGA
This is a messenger RNA of Trichophyton verrucosum HKI 0517, 1635 nucleotides long. RefSeq lists its product as uncharacterized. The transcript is spliced from 7 exons. The coding region runs from base 1 to 1635 and encodes 544 amino acids. The record is from RefSeq and is a predicted model, not a curated record. Lineage: Eukaryota; Fungi; Ascomycota; Eurotiomycetes; Onygenales; Arthrodermataceae. Gene Ontology annotation, biological process: transmembrane transport. Gene Ontology annotation, molecular function: transmembrane transporter activity. Gene Ontology annotation, cellular component: membrane.